AGUCCGCAUGUGCGGACAAAACACUUAGUAUCAAAUAAACUGAAACACAUGGAAUGAUAAUUUACACUAUUAAAAAAGCCCAAGAUUCCAACCCACUAAAAGUAAAUGUUUCAAAACCGGGUAUUUGCUAGAAAAUUUGAUAGAGUUAACAGCCGAAAAGUCGUCUUGAUCCUAAAUGAUCAGCCCAAGCCCACAGCUAUUGACUUAGUGACAUUUUAUUGAUUCUCUGAGUUUUUUUCUCUUCUGUAUCGGUUUUUAAAAUACUUCAAUUUAUUUUGGAAAAGUUGAUUCUGUAACCUAUAAAAAAUUAUAAAUAGCUAACUGAUUCUGUAAUCUGAUAUGCUUUUCAAAGUGAUUAAUGACAUUGAAUUGUCGAAUUUUUCAUCCUAAUUAUAAGGGAUGUUCUAUUUAGUUCUAGAGAAACAUAAAUACAUACAAAUUUAAAUGAUAACUUUUUAAGUAGAUAAAAAAGUAGGACUCUAAACUAAUAGAGUAGAUUUAAAUUUUCUCAAAUCCAAUUAGCCUUUUUAGAUAAAAUUGUAAAAUAUAUCAAAAUCUAAAAAUUGUUAAUCGAACUAAUCCAAAUAAAUUAAACCCAAAUAAAAUUUUUUGAAAUUAGUACAAAGAUUUUUAAACCGAAGAGGAACCAAACACACCCCACAUAAUCAUAAUCAGAUGACGUCAAAAGUCUACAUGAUUAUCUCUAGAGCAUCAUCUGCCUUUUGUUGUUUUCCCAGCUCCGUAGAGAAAUGACCUCUACAGCCGAAACUCCUCUUCUAGAAGAAUACGUGACAGACGCCGUUGACCACGGCGAACUUCCCGCCGGAAGAUCCAGUACCGGUAGAUGGAGUGCCGCCUGGUUCAUAAUCGUAUAUUUUCAGGUGUGGAAGUAGCGGAGAGGUUCGCUUACUAUGGAAUCGCAUCAAACCUCAUAAACUACUUGACUGGGCCACUUGGUCUAUCUACUGCUGUCGCCGCUUCUAACGUCAACGCUUGGUCGGGAAUCUCAUGUCUUCUCCCUGUUCUGGGAGCUUUUGUCGCUGACGCUUUUCUUGGUCGGUACCGAACAAUUAUCAUCGCUUCUCUUGUCUACGUACUGGGGCUGGCACUUUUGACUUUAUCUACGUGUCUGGUUCCUAUUAGUACACCAAGUGAACAUAUUGCUAGUGUGGCGUCUUCUUCACCAUCUUCAUUGCUGAAUCUACUCUUUUUCUUCUCUCUGUAUCUGGUGGCUAUUGGACAAAGUGGGCAUAAGCCUUGUGUUCAAGCGUUUGGGGCAGACCAGUUUGAUGAGAAAGACCCGAAAGAGAGACUUGAGAGAAGCUCUUUCUUCAACUGGUGGUACCUUAGCAUGUGUGCAGGGGUCUCCCUAGCGAUUCUAGUGGUUGUUUACAUUCAGGAAGCUGUCAGCUGGGCACUUGGGUUUGGGAUACCUUGUGUAUUCAUGGUGGUAUCUCUUGUUCUGUUUGUGCUUGGGAGAAGGAAGUACAGGUACGUUAGAAGAAGACAUGAAGAUGAAACAAACCCUUUUACCAGGAUAGGUAGAGCCUUGCUUGCUCCAAGUGCAUGCCGUGCUAGUGAUGUAGAAGAUGCCACAGCUCUUGUUAGGCUUAUCCCAGUGUGGCUUACAACUCUCACCUACGCUAUACCUUACGCGCAAUACAUGACUUUCUUCACAAAGCAAGGCGUUACGAUGGAAAGAACUAUAGUUCCCGGUGUUAAGAUUCCUCCUGCUUCUCUUCAGGUCCUUAUGGGUUUCUUAAUUGUAAUCUGUGUACCCAUCUACGACCGCGUUUUGGUGCCAGUCUCCAGGUACAUAACCAAAGAUCCUUGUGGCAUCACAAUGCUCAAAAGAAUUGGAACCGGAAUGGUACUGUCAUCUCUCACUAUGGUGGUUGCAGCUAUGGUUGAGUCAAAGCGGCUCGAGACAGCAAAAGCAUACGGGCUUAUAGACCAACCGGAAACAACUGUUCCAAUGUCGAUAUGUUGGCUACUCCCUCAGUAUCUGAUGCUGGCAUUGGCUGAAGUAUUCACAAUAGUGGGAAUGCAAGAGUUCUUCUACAGCCAAGUCCCUACAGAGCUGAGAAGUAUCGGUCUCGCACUUUACUUAAGUACAUUAGGAGUGGGAAGCUUGUUGAGUAGCUUACUCAUCUCUGUGAUUGGCUUGGCCACGGGAGGAGAUGGUGGAAACAGCUGGUUCAAUAGUAAUCUGAACAGAGCACAUCUCGAUUAUUUCUACUGGUUACUUGUGGCUAUUAGCGCCUUAGGGUUCUUUGCUUUCUUGAUCAUUUCUAGAUCGUAUAUAUAUCGCCGUGUGGAUGGAGUGUAGGUUGUACAGCUUUUCUUGGUAGAUGGCGACCAUAAUAAGAUUGUUUCAAACGCAAAAAUAUACAACAAGAAUGCAUAGAACUUACACAAUGCAUGGCUGUAUGUUUAACUGUAUAUCUCAACAUAGUUAUCGAGCAAAUUGUCCCUUGUGAAUUUGACAAACUAAAAAGAAAGCUUCUAUUCGUGUUUUCUUUUCUGA
Molecule: messenger RNA, 2527 nt
Organism: Brassica rapa (field mustard)
Lineage: Eukaryota; Viridiplantae; Streptophyta; Magnoliopsida; Brassicales; Brassicaceae
Product: protein NRT1/ PTR FAMILY 5.13
Biological process (GO): dipeptide transport; transmembrane transport
Cellular component (GO): membrane
Molecular function (GO): dipeptide transmembrane transporter activity; tripeptide transmembrane transporter activity
Source: RefSeq, a predicted model, not a curated record